Molecule: messenger RNA, 930 nt
Organism: Myzus persicae (green peach aphid)
Lineage: Eukaryota; Metazoa; Arthropoda; Insecta; Hemiptera; Aphididae
Exons: 2
Coding region: 267-674 (135 amino acids)
Source: RefSeq, a predicted model, not a curated record
UAAAUCGCGUUUUUUAUACGGCCGCCGCCAUAUAUAAAACGUUGUAUCCAAUGACAUUGUACUUAUUAUUGGCAUCGCCUCACGUUUAAGCGCCGUGAUCGACGGCCACCAUAUUACAGCGACGCGAGCCACCGGUCGACCGUCGUAAUCACCAUAGCGCGUCAUUGCGAACCGGACGAGCGCGCGCAACCGGUCGUCUUUUGCCGCCGCGUUUUUCUUUCGUGUUUCACGUGAUAUUUGUGCGUACCGGUACAAUACCUUUGGACAUGGCGUCGCGGAUACAGCCCAAGCAAGCGAGCGCGGCCACCACGGGCGUCGCCUGUCUGGUCGGCGCCGUCGCCUGGAUCCUGAUCAGCUCCAUUUACGUGGGCAACACCGAGGGAUGGCCGCAAUUCGUGCUCAGCGCAUUUGCAGCGGCCACUGUGUGCGCGGUGGCCGCCUCGGCACUGGUGUACGCGGCCUACCAGCAGUACGUGGCCAAGAGGAGCCUGUUCGACGACCACUGCAGCACCGACGAGUUCGAUUACGGGUCGACGGGCCAAUGGGCUGUGGUCACCGGCGCCACUGACGGCAUCGGCAAGGAGUACGCGCGUCAGGUGAGUGACAGCGAUGGUGCUGCCGACAAUGGAGGACCGGUGGCGGUGGCUUCGGCGCGUAACUCGCUCGUCGACUAACCAACGCGUCAUUAUAUCGCGAAAAAAAGACAUUUUCAAUAGUUUAGUUACAGUAGUUACAGUAGUUAUUAACUCAAACAACUAGUGUGACGUGUCGUCUAACUACGACACGGCAUAUUUAUUGUGUGUGCAUUCUUGUAGUGGCGUGUUUAUUUAUCAAGUAGGUACCUGGUGGACGAUGUUAUGUUUCACAUUUUGUCUUACAAUAUUAAAAGAAACAAAAAAAAAAAAAUUCAAAAAAAAUUACCAAAAUUUU